This is a messenger RNA of Microtus ochrogaster (prairie vole), 1178 nucleotides long. It is a transcript of the gene Ccrl2, whose product is annotated as C-C motif chemokine receptor like 2. Gene Ontology annotation, molecular function: C-C chemokine receptor activity; C-C chemokine binding. NCBI's taxonomy places the organism in Eukaryota, Metazoa, Chordata, Mammalia, Rodentia, Cricetidae. The coding region runs from base 12 to 1082 and encodes 356 amino acids. The transcript has a single exon. The record is from RefSeq and is a predicted model, not a curated record. Gene Ontology annotation, cellular component: cytoplasm; external side of plasma membrane; membrane. Gene Ontology annotation, biological process: cell chemotaxis; positive regulation of cytosolic calcium ion concentration; calcium-mediated signaling.
GGCAGCCCGAGAUGGAUAAUUCCACGGUGGCCCCAGAGGACGACUAUGAUGUCUUCAUAAAGGAUGACCUGGACUGCUGUGUGACAGAGAAACCCCUCACCCCCGAGCUUGUCUCCGCCCAGCAGGUACUACGGUUCUGCUGCGCUGUGUUUGCGGUGGGUCUCCUGGACAACGCCUUGGCUGCGUUUAUACUGGUGCGAUACAAAGGACUCAAGAAUGUGGGGACCAUCUACCUUCUAAACCUGGCAGCUGCGAAUCUGUGUUUCCUGCUCCCCCUGCCGUUCUGGGCACACGCGGCUGCCCUUGGGGAAAGCCCUGGCAUUGGGACUUGUAGAGUUCUAGUUGGCCUCCAUUCCACAGGCUUAUACAGCGAGACGCUUUUCAACAUCCUUCUCCUCGUGCAAGGGUACAAGGUGUUUUCCCAGGGGAGGCUGGCCUCCACCCUGACAUCGGUGCCUGGUAGUGUUGUUACAAGUAUCCUGGCAUGGGUCGUAGCAAUUGCGCUCUCUUUGCCUGAAUCUGUGCUCUAUUGGCUUCAGAGGGAAAGAGAGAAACCUAAGUGUGCCUUUGGCAAACCUCACUUUUUGCCAAUUGAAGAGCCAUUCUGGAAGCAUUUUCUGACUUUAAAGAUGAACAUUUUGGUUCUUGGUUUUCCUCUGUUGGUGUUUAUAUUCUGCUGCGGGCAAAUGAGGAAAACGCAGACCACCAGGGAGAGGCAGAACGAUCUUCGAAAGCUUGCGCCCGUCAUAACGGGUGUGUUCCUUUGGAUGUGGGCACCGUACUGUGUUGUGCUUUUCCUGUUCGAGUUCCGGGAACACUCGUCCCUGCAGGAUGAGAACAGCUACCACCUGGAAGCAAGCAUUCAGGUCACACAGCUCAUUGCCACCACCCACUGCUGUGUUAAUCCUCUCAUUUGCUUGCUUCUUAACAAGGCUUUCACGAAAUAUCUCUGCAGCCUGUUCCCGCGGUGCAAUGAUGCCCCAUUUCAAAGGCACGGAGACUCUCAGCGAGCUACGCCAAGGAGUGGCCAUGACCAGACAAUUGAACUCUACCAUAGUGUGCCUCAGAGGCAGGAUACAUAAACAUCAAUAUUCCUGUCUCUUCGGAUUAUUUUAUGUAAUUUUUUACAUGUUUGUACAAAAAUAGAAUAUAAGAAGAAAGGGGACUGGUUAAUAAAU